Molecule: messenger RNA, 393 nt
Organism: Geodia barretti
Lineage: Eukaryota; Metazoa; Porifera; Demospongiae; Tetractinellida; Geodiidae
Source: the annotation of a GenBank genome assembly
AUGGCGUCGGUGGCGACGGGACUGGACGCGCUGCUGCAGACAGUGGCCAACUCGACUCUGCGGAAUCCAGUGGAGCCUUACCUGGGGUCUGCGUGGAACUACAUGACUGACAAUUACCCGCGCUUCACCAUAGCCGUCUGGUUCUCUGUGGUUCUGCACGAGCUCGUGUACUUCGGGCUCUGCGCGCCUGGCUUCGUCGCCCAGUUUCUUCCGUUCAUGCAGAAAUACAAAGUACAACAGGACAAGCCAGAGACGUUUGGGCAGCAGUGGAAAUGUUUCAAGAAACUCAUGUUCAACCAUUUCUGUAUCCAACUGCCGUUGAUGUCCAUGACAUACUAUUACCUGGAGAUGAUGGGAAUUCCAUACGAAUACGACAAGAUGCCCGCCUGGUGA